Molecule: messenger RNA, 925 nt
Organism: Mizuhopecten yessoensis (Yesso scallop)
Lineage: Eukaryota; Metazoa; Mollusca; Bivalvia; Pectinida; Pectinidae
Exons: 3
Coding region: 238-702 (154 amino acids)
Source: RefSeq, a predicted model, not a curated record
UGUUUGUUUAGUGCAGCAGAUCUUGCCACCGAAGGAACGAUGUCUUGUUGAAUGGCCUAUAUACGGUACAUUCUGCCUACCAUGUUCCUCUUCGCCGAUUAUCCUGCCCUGCCUACUCACUAAUAUUGCGAAAUCCAGACAGCCGAGACCAGUAGUCCACAGUAUUUUGCUCACGUAGGCCAUUUAUCGGGAACAGUAUACUCGGUUAUAAAGCAGAUCUCAUCAAGAACCAGAAUUAUGUUUACCUUAAUUGAAGGUUUAAAGUAUGGGGCAGCAGCAGCGAUGGGUUUGUUUUCAGGAGGAGCAUUAUACAUCAAUGCAGUGGAGCAUCACAGUCGUCGAUCUCUCCCCGUGGAGGCCCAGAGGCAGGAGUGGGCCAACAGCUUUAAUAUCGCUAAAAAAUUCCUGCCGUCUCUCGGCCUGAUAGGCGCGGGAUGUUCGACUUCCCUGUUUUUCCUGGACGAAUCGGAGUACAAGUACUACUGGCUGGUGGGGCCCGUCCAGUUCGUACUCGGGGGAGUCUUCACGGUGACAAUGAUGCUGCCAGAAAUCAACAUCCUCCUGGACAAGGGAGUCGUGGAAAAGAAAGGAGAGACAUGGGUCCGUGGUGCCAUAGACAGAUGGAAUUAUCGUCAUAUGUUUAGGACCAUGAUUGAUGGCGCCACCUACUUCCUGUUCCUGUACCUUGCAAUGAAAUCAUGAUAAUUGAUUUCGUAUACAAAUUCGUCUAUAUGCAGCUUCGUGUGCACUAUACUGAAUAUACUGUCAGGACGGACCAAAACAAACACGUUUUUACAUAUAACGAAGGCAGUUAUUACUACAACUUUUUGAUAUCAGCAUUUCGAUCAUAUGUGUAUGUUUUAUUCAUGCAUUAUUACUCAUUUAGUCUUUGUAAUGAAUCCAAAUAAAACGAGAAUUGUUUAUA